Quercus lobata is the source of this 1706-nucleotide messenger RNA. RefSeq names its product F-box/LRR-repeat protein 4-like. Gene Ontology annotation, molecular function: protein binding. Gene Ontology annotation, cellular component: SCF ubiquitin ligase complex. Bases 340 to 1428 code for a protein of 362 amino acids. The transcript has a single exon. Lineage: Eukaryota; Viridiplantae; Streptophyta; Magnoliopsida; Fagales; Fagaceae. Gene Ontology annotation, biological process: SCF-dependent proteasomal ubiquitin-dependent protein catabolic process. The record is from RefSeq and is a predicted model, not a curated record.
AUCAAAAGAAUAAUAAUAAUCAAACGGUUAUACUGAAGAGAAGAGACGGAACAGAUUUAAGAUGAAUCCAAUUCAAAGUCUGAAACUUUGACACUUAGCUUUGUGAACGAGGAGAGAGAGAAAGAAGGAAUCUGAUCUGACUUCUGAGUCCACCCACUGGUCCUUCUUCAGCUAAAGUAGGCAUUUCAGAUCCUUUCUCUCUCUGAGUGUCUGGGUUUGCUUUACUAUAGUCUUUGUUUUAUACAAUAUAGUUUUGUGUUUGUGUUUGUGUUAGUACAAUUUUACAUUUAUAUUCAGUUUGUGUUUUUAUAAAUUUUGAUUCCAAACACAAACUGGGCUAUGUCACAAUUGGAAGAUCAUCAACUAGGCUUGAUACUCGAGUGGGUCAAUGACCAGCAGGACAGAAAGUCAGUCUCUCUCGUCUGUAAGCAAUGGAUGAGAGUGGAGGGUCUUACCCGGUUGUCCAUACGGGUUUUGGAACCCGAUUUCCUUUGUGGGUUCAUACCAAGAUUCCCAAAUAUAUUCACAUUUGAAUGUUCAAGGUUGAUCAACAAUGACAACCUUAAACUGUUGUCCAAAACAUGUCCCGAGAUCAAGGUCCUCAACCUUAAUUUAGAUUGCCCAGUUGAAUUUUCUUCUGAAGAAUAUCUGUUGGCUUCUGAUGAUGUUGGGGACGAUGGAGUAUGUGCUUUAGCAAAUGGGUGUCGUAAAUUGUCAAAGGUUUCACUGAGGACGAGGAAGAAUAUGGGCGAUGUUGGACUUGUUUCGCUUAUUAAGUUGGCACAAAAUUUGACCAAUUUGGAUUUGGGUUGGUGCAAUAAGAUUACAGAUCAAGCCGUUGAAGCGAUUGGGGCAGCAAAUUCUAUUACCAUUUUGAAUUUGGAAGGUUGUUCCUUAAUUACAGAUGUUGGAUUGGCUUAUUUGGCAACAGGGGCUUUGUCGAGGUCUUUAAAAAAGUUGGUUCUUGAGAGUUGUUAUCAAAUUACAGAUAAUGGGGUGUUGCUUUUGCGGCAAAUGUGUUGCUUGGAGGAGCUAAACAUCGCAUAUUGUGGGCGUAAAGUUACGGAUAUUGGAUGUACGGAAAUUGCUGCAAUUCAAACUCUCAAGAUACUAAAUUUGUCAUGGUUGUGUAAUAUGUCGGAUCCUACACUUUUUGCACUAGCCGAGAACUGCCAGAAUUUGAUGCUGGUUGAUUUAACAGGUUGUAAGUUAGUUACUGGAGCUGGAAUUCGUGCUUUUACAAAUCAUGGGUGUGUCGAAACUCUUGUGUUGCUUUCUUGUUGCAAAAUUUCUGGUAAUGAUUUGGAACAUUUAGCACUUGGAUGCCGCUCUCUGAAGUAUGUUGUGCUUGAUAAAGGAAAGAAAUUGAGGAUACCUAUGAUGAUGCAACGGAAUAUUAGCAGGUUCUAUGACUUAAUUUGGAGGUGAUUUGAUGAACAAAGAAAUAUCAAUUUGGUUGGAUUGGAUGUGGUAAAUAAUUCCAAGCCAACAUGCUAUUUUCUUCUGUGUCCCAUUGGGCAUAAUUCUGUUUAAGCUUUUAAGUAAUGUACAUUUUUGUGCUUUCUGUUCUACUCAUCUUAAUUUUUUUCUGAACUUACUAAUUGUCAAAUUAUAUAUAGGGUUUGAGAAUAGUACAGUUGCAAUACUGAAGUCUUGCAUUUAAUUAUAUAAGAAUAGUACAGUUGCACAGGCUACUGACAAGAUGA